AAUGCCUUUGUCGAGUAACCAGAAGAUGUUGUGUGAUUGUUUGUAGUUGCCAAUUUGACAGCAGCACAGUGUUAACGCAACUAUGCGUUACGGUUUUUUUCUCUUACAAUAUCUAUUUGGGUAGUUCUGCCGGCAUGUUGUAGUAGUAGGUUUUUAAAGUACCCGAACUAGAUUAACGAACGUUACGUUCUUGUUCUGCAGCUUGCACAGUUUAUUUUACUUGCUGAGACGCAAUUAUUCUGUAGGGUACGUUGUAGGUUAUCUUUAAUACAUAAGUACAAUGUUAGAGGGGGACACUGUUAUUCAGUUUCAAUGUUGUGUCACUAUAGAGCGCCUUAACAAAGCCGGUCUGGCUGCAACAAGUCGAUCUGUUCGACGUGCCUUUAUCAGUUUGGAACGAAAUGAAUUUCAAGAAAUUGUUAUACGACUGCAUGAUGGCAAAUCUCAUCAGAACUUCACACUUCAUGAUCUGCAACUGUUUACACGUUUUUCAAAGGAUGGCAAGUGUACCGUGAAAAUUCUGCCUGACAACAUCCAGAUUUUAAUAUCAGACUGCCCUCCAGAUCAACUAUACAUUUUUAUUAAGACUUUGAGGAUCAAGCAUCUGGCAUGGAAGUCAAGCAAGCCUUUAAAUGAUCGGGACAAAUUUCUCGCUGGACUUCCACGGAGUUUUGUCGCAAUCAGUCCUCUCCAGCAAAAGGAUGUAGCAGUGCUAGAGAGAGCUCAUGGUAAGAACACAGCCAGUGACCAGCGGCUCGCCGGGCGCACUGAGAGAAACUGCACUGCGAUGAAUGGACGUCUACAAGUUAAGAGACCAAGAGCAGACCAUGAUGAUAGUAUGAAAAUAACAUCACUACUUCAAGUAGGCCUACUAUCAAAACUGCAGUUUUGGAGGAAUUAUUGCAGGAAAUGCAACAUUUUGGACAUGAUCAACUGCAUUACAUUACAUAGUAAGAAUAUAUCUCUACAUCCAAGAAAAAAGCCAAUUAUUGCUUUAUCCUCUGGACGAAAACUCAGCAAAGAGCAGUUAGCUGUCUUGAAUGCCGUCCUCAGUGGAAAGAAUGUCUUCUUCACCGGGAGUGCUGGUACAGGAAAGUCUUUCCUGUUGAAGAGGAUUAUUGGAUCCCUUCCUCCCAAAAGCACUUAUGCCACUGCAAGCACAGGUGUAGCGGCAUGUCAUAUUGGGGGAACAACAUUACACAACUUUGCAGGUAUUGGGUCUGGAUCAGGUUCUCUGGAGAGCUGUCUUGAGUUGGCUCAGAGGCCUGGUGUUGUACAGAACUGGCUCAGCUGCAGACACCUUAUCAUUGAUGAAAUAUCCAUGGUUGACGCCCAGUUCUUUGACAAGUUGGAGGCAAUUGCUAGGUCCAUCAGAAGGUCCACAGAACCAUUUGGUGGUAUUCAGGUAAUUGUGUGUGGAGACUUCUUUCAACUACCACCCGUAGGUAAAGGAAAAGACAAACCACAGUUUUGCUUCCAGGCAAGAAGCUGGAAGAAGUGCAUUCAGCUGAAUAUGGAGUUAAAAGAGGUGCGCAGGCAGACAGACCAAGCCUUUAUCUCUCUGUUGCAGGCUGUACGAGUGGGCAGAGUCACCACAGAAAUCACUAGCAAGCUCAUAAUGAGUGCUAACCACAACAUUGAGAGAGAUGGUAUCUUAGCAACCAGGCUUUGCACACAUAAAGAUGAUGUGGAACUUACUAAUGAGAACAAGCUCCAGCAAUUACCAGGUACUCUUCAUCAAUUUGAGGCUGUGGAUAGCAACCCAAACAUGCUCAGGACCCUUGAUGCCCAAAGUCAGAUUGGAAAUCUACUACAAUUAAAAGUAGGAGCACAGGUUAUGCUGACAAAGAAUUUGGAUGUUCAGAGAGGUCUUGUCAAUGGAGCUAGAGGGGUUGUGCUGGACUUUCAGCCUGGCAAUCAAGGUCUUCCACGUGUACACUUCCUUUGUGGAGUCACAGAAGUGAUUAGACGGGAGCGAUGGGUGCUUAAGGCCAAUGGAGGCCAAUUUAUAAGUAGACUGCAGCUGCCUCUUAAAUUAGCCUGGGCCAUCUCCAUUCACAAAAGUCAAGGCAUGACUUUGGACUGUGUUGAAAUUUCCCUGGCACGGGUGUUUGAAAGUGGUCAAGCAUACGUAGCCCUGUCUCGUGCACGAAGCCUGGAGGGGUUGCGGGUGCUUGACUUCAAUCCACAUAUUGUGAAGGCCAACCAAGAUGUCUUGGCAUUUUACAAUAAAAUGAGAAAAGAGAGGCUGAUUUUGCAGUCUUCCAUGGAUACGUUUUUGGGCCCAUAACAAGCCAAAUGAGAGGACGGAUUCAAGUCGUAUCUUUUAAUUUCCUGCAUUUUUUAUAUGGACACUUACAGUUUUACAUCCACAUGGAUCUGAAGCUUUUAAUAAAAAAGGUUUUAUUA
Alosa sapidissima (American shad) is the source of this 2409-nucleotide messenger RNA. It is a transcript of the gene pif1, whose product is annotated as PIF1 5'-to-3' DNA helicase homolog (S. cerevisiae). The transcript has 13 exons. Bases 281 to 2290 code for a protein of 669 amino acids. Gene Ontology annotation, molecular function: ATP hydrolysis activity; DNA helicase activity. Gene Ontology annotation, biological process: DNA repair; telomere maintenance. The record is from RefSeq and is a predicted model, not a curated record. NCBI's taxonomy places the organism in Eukaryota, Metazoa, Chordata, Actinopteri, Clupeiformes, Clupeidae.